AUGUCCACCGGCAACGUGAACCCUCUGCCUAACGGCUUGCCAGUCGUGGAUCCCCUCACCACCAUCGGCACAUCCCCCUUCACAACAGCCAACACCUUCUCCGGCGACUUUCUCAGCCUCCCAAUCCCAGACGACGAGCACCUCUGGGGCCUCAGUCCAAUCUCACCAACCAUGGGCACCGGUGGUUGGGACACGAAGGCUGACGCAGCCGCCUUUGCGGGCUCAGCGCUGGAGCGCGAUCUAAAGAACGCCCAAGUCCGCAACGGUCAACCUACACCCCCUCCAUACGAUGAUCAGCACUUGCAGGAUACAUCCAGCCUCGAGGCUGAACCGGCGAGUAAACGCCGCCGAGCUAGAGAAUCCAAAACCGCCGCUGAAAGUCUGAGUCCCAAUCUAGACGACUGUCCACAACAAGAGCGCGCAAAACGAGCCAAGUUCCUCGAGCGCAACCGUCUCGCCGCAAGUAAAUGUCGGCAAAAGAAGAAAGAACAUACCCAGCAACUGGAAUUCCGGUACAAAGAACAGUCUGAGAAGAAAGAGUUGCUCGUGGGCGAAAUCGCACGGUUACGCUCGGAGAUUCUCAGUCUGAAGAACGAGGUCUUGAAACAUGCCCAGUGCGGCGAUGAGCCCAUCAAGCUUCAUCUGGCGCAGAUGGUGAAGAAGAUCACCGAUACAGAUGGUGGUGCACCCGCCGUGCCGGUUGAUCAGCCCAUCCCAUUACCGGAGCAUGUCCCGGCUUCGCCAUCAGAUACCGCGGCUACGCCGACUGCGACGACUGGGCCGGGACCGACUGGGUCGACGGCUCUUUCGUUUGGAUUCGAUGAUCCGUUGCAGUUGGAGCCUGCGGCAGCUGCGGCUGCAGAGGCCUUUGAGCAGCAGUUACGUCGGGAUUCGGAGGUGUCGAUGGUUUCCGAGUCGUCCUAUGCGUUUUCUGCGGAUGAGACUUUUGAUGACUUGAUCAAUGUAUAA
Molecule: messenger RNA, 969 nt
Organism: Penicillium cataractarum
Lineage: Eukaryota; Fungi; Ascomycota; Eurotiomycetes; Eurotiales; Aspergillaceae
Gene: atfB
Product: bZIP transcription factor atfB
Exons: 1
Coding region: 1-969 (322 amino acids)
Biological process (GO): regulation of transcription by RNA polymerase II
Molecular function (GO): RNA polymerase II cis-regulatory region sequence-specific DNA binding; DNA-binding transcription factor activity, RNA polymerase II-specific
Source: RefSeq, a predicted model, not a curated record